AUGACGACGACUAGGCAACUCGACCAGGAAGAGGUGAUCCUCGCAGGCAGAUUGAAUGAAGUGGAUCAAGUGGUUGAGGCCAUCGAUGAAUUUGGAAUCCACGCACUCCUCACCGCCAGAGACGACAGAAGCAACUCAAUUCUGCACAUGUUAUCAGCGAAUAAUCAUUUAGAGCUGCUCAAGAGGGUUAUCGGUGGCUGUGGUGGAUGUAAGGACGCACUCGCUGCCACUCUCCUCCAUCAAAAUCAGUCAAAAUCCACAGCACUUCAUUGGGCAGCUACAAAUGGGAACAAAGAGCUGGCUAUUUACUUGUGUGAACAGGCAAGGGAUGUGGGUGACGACACAGAGCACAAACUCACUUUCUCCACAAACCAAUCUGGGCUCAGUGCUGCUUCUGAAGCUGAGAGAGGUGGUCAUGACGAUUUGGUGGUCGAGUUGCUCGCCCGGAUGGAUGCACUCGAUAAGGGAAGCAGAGGUGGUGACGGUGAGGGUGCUGAGGGCGCACAGGAGCCACUCUCUCAACCUGAAGACUCGCAACCUGAAAACCCACAAGAAGACGUGGUUGUACAAGUAGGCGAUACAUCCACAAUCACAAAUAAAGUGGAUGAAAUAAACCUGUAA
Messenger RNA from Wallemia ichthyophaga EXF-994, 621 nucleotides. RefSeq names its product Ankyrin repeat-containing protein YAR1. The coding region runs from base 1 to 621 and encodes 206 amino acids. The transcript has a single exon. The record is from RefSeq and is a predicted model, not a curated record. NCBI's taxonomy places the organism in Eukaryota, Fungi, Basidiomycota, Wallemiomycetes, Wallemiales, Wallemiaceae. Gene Ontology annotation, molecular function: protein binding.